Molecule: messenger RNA, 1665 nt
Organism: Kwoniella mangroviensis CBS 8507
Lineage: Eukaryota; Fungi; Basidiomycota; Tremellomycetes; Tremellales; Cryptococcaceae
Product: histone deacetylase RPD3
Exons: 11
Coding region: 1-1665 (554 amino acids)
Biological process (GO): negative regulation of transcription by RNA polymerase II
Cellular component (GO): Rpd3L-Expanded complex; nucleus
Molecular function (GO): histone deacetylase activity
Source: RefSeq, a predicted model, not a curated record
AUGGAACCGAUCCUUGGCGAGAGCAAGAGGCGUGUGUGUUACUUCUUCGAUUCGGACAUUGGGAACUAUCACUAUGGACCUGGUCAUCCGAUGAAACCCACACGAAUUAGGAUGUGUCAUUCCCUAGUAAUGAAUUAUGGUCUAUACAAGAAAAUGGAGAUUUUUAGAGCAAAACCAGCGACGAAAAGAGAGAUGUCACAAUUCCAUACAGACGAAUAUGUAGAUUUCUUACAUCGUAUAAAUCCAGAUAACGCUCAGCAGUUCGCAAAGGAACAGGUCAAAUAUAACGUAGGAGAUGAUUGUCCCAUAUUUGACGGGCUGUUCGAAUAUUGUUCCAUAUCCGCUGGAGGAUCUAUGGAGGGAGCAGCUAGAUUGUCGAGAGAUAAAUGUGAUAUCGCUGUCAACUGGGCAGGUGGUUUACAUCAUGCUAAGAAAGCUGAAGCUAGUGGAUUCUGCUAUGUUAAUGACAUUGUACUUGGUAUAUUGGAAUUGCUAAGAUACCACCAAAGAGUCUUAUACAUCGAUAUAGACGUGCAUCACGGAGAUGGUGUCGAAGAAGCUUUUUACACCACCGAUAGAGUCAUGACUUGUUCUUUCCACAAAUACGGCGAGUUUUUCCCUGGGACCGGUGAAGUAAGAGAUAAUGGUAUAGGUAAAGGAAAAGGAUAUGCGGUGAAUGUACCGUUGAGAGAUGGGAUAAAUGAUCAGAAUUAUCAGGAUAUAUUCCAACCUGUCAUCAAACGAGUGAUAGAAUGGUAUCAACCCGGAGCGAUCGUCCUCCAGUGCGGAUCAGAUUCCUUGUCGGGUGAUAGAUUAGGUUCAUUCAACUUGUCGAUGAAAGGUCAUGCCGCCUGUGUACAAUUCGUCAAAUCCUUCCAUUUACCUUUACUCUUACUUGGUGGUGGUGGAUAUACGGUUAAGAGCGUUAGUAGGACUUGGGCUUAUGAAACGGGCUUGGCGGCUGGGGUGGAAUUGCAAAAGAAUAUACCCAAUAACGAGUACUGGGAAUACUACGGACCGACAUACGAGCUCGACGUUCGACCGAGUAACAUGACCGACCACAAUACGCCCGAAUACCUACAGAAAGUCAAGGAAGCUGUAUUUGAAGUAUUGAGAGAUAAGAACGCAGCUCCCAGUGUGCCUUUGCAGGACGUACCGAAACUGCGACAUGACGAUGAAGAUGAUAACGAACUUGAAGAUACGGAAGAUAAAGAUGUCCGUCGUCCGAUGAGAUUAUGGGAUAAAGAGAAACAGAAUGAGAACUCCUUGAGUGAUUCGGAAGAUGAAGGAACGGGAGGAAGAAAACAUCGUCAGAGUUAUAAGAAUAGUAAUGGAUCGGGAUCGGCCUCCGGAUCAGUUCAUAAGAAAAGAAGAUCUAGAUCACCGCCGAUCGCUCCUAUGACUGGUACUGGCGCUCAGGUGAAUGGACUUGGCACGUCUAGUACUAGUACGAACGGAGCUGUUGGAGGGAUCAAUAUUGAAAAUUGGGCUUCAUCCGUACCACCUUCUGAUUCAACUUCAUCGGCUAUACCUGUUUCAACGGCACCUACAACGAGUGCAGCUGAGGUGAAUGGGAAUGGGAAUGGAGUUGGGAAUGGAGAAGAUAUCGAAAUGACAGAUUCGUCGAAUCAACCUGAACAGAUAACUAGUACGACGACCGACUGA